AAUGCAGUGGACAGGGUGAACACUACACCCAGGUGCCAGACUCAACUCGCCUUCACACACUUGGUACAGAUUUAGAUCAUGCCUCGAGGGGCGAGUUUAUUGGCAGCGUCACCCAUCCCGAGUAAACAUGGCGCAGUUCGUAUAUUUCACAGAAAUGGGUCGUAACUUCUUUGGAAGCUCGUGGCAAUGGUUGGACCUUUAUGACACUCGACACUUGUGUAAUCCAGUGGUGCAUCUGUGAUCGCGUUUAAGCAAAGAAGAUAAAUCCUCUGACAGAAGAAAGGGAUUCUGUCAUCUCGCACUGCUCCAAGGGAAAGAUAAUACAAUAGAAGGAGCAAUAUCGCUCUUUUUUUAGUCACGGGUGACUAGAAGAGAAAUACCCGGCUGCUGCCUUGUCGGGAAAGACGGGAGGGAAGGUUCUGUCAAGGCGACGUCAAAGAAGACGUAGCAAGGAUGGUGAGGUGUGUGUGGUGCUGGAGUGUGGUGAUGCUGGUGAUGAUGAAGCUGUCUCUCUCCCCAGCUGUUAUCUUCCCUUCACCUCAUCCUGAGGAAACAGGAAACUCUUACUGGUACCAGCUGAUGAGACGGGAGAUCCAGGAGGCCCUGGAAAGACCCAGGAAUACCGGCAUGGCCAAGAAUAUUAUCUUAUUUCUCGGUGAUGGUAUGGGAGUGACGGUGUCGACGGCAGGACGCAUCCUGAAGGGGCAGAAGAAGGGAGUGUCUGGAGAGGAAGGUUACCUUGUCUGGGAGAGAUUCCCUAACAUGGCCCUUCUGAAGACAUAUAACCUGGACAAGCAAGUGCCAGACAGUGCCGGUACUGCCACUGCCUACCUGACAGGUGUCAAAGCUAACUAUGGAACUCUGGGAGUUAACGGUAGAGUAAAUGAGAAGGACUGUGAUGCUUCUCUCAUCCCGGAGAACAGACUGGACACCAUCCUUAACUGGGCACAGGAUGCUGGCAAGGACACAGGCAAGGAUAUCGCGCAGCUGGGGGAGGAUAAACCAGGCAAGAAUAUGAAGGUGAUCAUGGGGGGUGGACGGCAGGAGAUGGGAGCUCCUCAUGGGGGUGAGGAGAUAGUGUGUGACAGGACCGACGGCAGGAACCUGGUGAAGGAGUGGAAGAAUGACAAGCAGGAGCUAGGUGCCAGUCAUUUCUAUGUCACCUCUACACGGCAGCUGCGAGACCUCGAUGUAAACAACACAGACUAUCUUUUAGGACUGUUUGCAGAGCGCCACACUCGCCAGGAGGUGGACCGUGAUCAUGGCCUGGACGGGACGCCCAGCCUGAAGGAGAUGACCCUGACCGCGAUUAAUAUCCUGAAGAAGAACUCUCAAGGAUUCUUCCUCAUGGUGGAGGGCGCCCUUAUAGACAAAGCUUUGCACAACAACAAGCCCCGGAGGGCCUUGGAGGACCUGUUGCAGAUGGAGGAGGCGGUGGAGGCGGCGCUGCAAGAGGUUGACCUGGAGGACACGCUUGUGGUGGUCACUGCUGACCAUUCCCAUUCCAUGACCAUGGCUGGCUACCCUCCCAGAGGCAAUGACAUCUUUGGAAUAACAACAAACGUAUAUGUGACAGAUGGACUUCCUUACACCACUCUCAUGUUCACCACCGGCCAUGGAUACAACUACACCUGGGAUGGUCAGAAGGUGUCGCGACCCAACCUGACCGGGGUGGACACGGGUCACAAGGACUACGUGACCCUGGCUGCCGUGCCCUUGAUGAAGGGAGAGGAGACACACGGAGGAGAAGACGUAGCAGUAUAUGCUGCAGGACCAAUGGGCCACUUGUUCCACCGUCUACAUGAGCAGACAUACGUGGCCCAUGUCAUGGCCUACUCUGCAUGCAUUGGACCAUACAAUAAUAGCUGUUGUAGGUCUCGGGGCAUUAUCCCAGAUGCUCAUGUGCAAGUUGAGAGUAACCAUGGCGAACAUGGUGGCCACUCUCACAUGGGCCAUGGAAACGAAGAUAGCCACGUGGACCGCAGGCAAAAGGGUGUGGAUAACCAGGCGCACAAGAGACACGGACACCAUUGCACUCACGUAAGGAAGGAUCAUACACCCACUGGCAGCACUCACCAUAGGGAGGAACCCGAACACAAUAACGAGAUGGAGAAGACGCCUUGGAAGGCAGAUGUUGACUUCGAAUCGCAAAAGAGCACCUCUGGCGUCCUCGACCACCCGAAAAUCCUGAGAAAGUACAAAAUGGUGGCAGGCGCCUCAACCCUCUCUGCUGGUCACAUCACUGUCGUGUUAUUCACCCUAAUGGCACUAGGAUGCCGCACACUACAAGGUUAUAACGCACUGUAGAUGUUCCCGAGAUUAAAGUCUACGUUAUAGGCAUGAGUAAACAUUCUCGCUUUCGUCUUUUUUAACGGUAUAAUUUAAGUUCUUUUGUGGCAGUUUCAGUCUAGUAAGAGUGAUAUGCAGGUCACUUUAUGUAGUAGAGUGAGUCGAAGUCUGAGGAGGUGUGUGUGUGUGUGUGUGUGUGUGUGUGUGUGUGUGUGUGUGUGUGUGUGUGUGUGUGUGUGUGUGUGUGUGUGUGUGUGUGUGUGUGUGUGUGUGUGUGUGUGUGUGUGUAGCUGACUGCCCCGUGGCCUGGUGGCUAAAGCUCUCGCUUCACACGGCGAGGGCCCGGGGUCGAUUCCCGGCGAGGGUAGAAACAUUGGGCGUGUUUCUUUACACCGGUUGUCUAUGUUCCCCAUCAGUAACAUGGGUACCUGAGUGUUAGUCGAAUGAUGUGGGUCGCAUCCUGGUAUAAAACUGACAUAAUUUGCCCGACAUGCCAUGUAUAACAAGGAGCUCUCAAUAUAAUAAUAGUAUGUCAUUGAUGUCAGCUAUGGUCUGUAUACCUUGUACAUGUACUUGUAGUAAAUGAAGAUAUAUUAUUAUUAUUAUUAUUAUUAUUAUUAUUAUUAUUAUUAUUAUUAUUAUUAUUAUUAUUAUUAUUAUUAUUAUUAUAACUUUCUAAGAUAACUUUGACAUAACCAUUUCAUAAGUACUGGCAUUAUUUACAAGCUUCCCUACCACUGUAAACAUCAUGAAUGUUUAAACCCCAUUAACUAACGUCACAGUAAGAGCCGGAUGAUAUAUAAUUGUUCAGUUUAAGACCCCUCAUCGAGUCUUUGCUUGAUGAGGGUCUUAAACGGGUCGAAACGUUGCCUAAAGUUUCCUCCCCAAAACUGGAGGUUUAAUUCGACAGGUAAUUACAUAUAGAUGAACACGAAUAGUUGAUUUUACACACACACACACACACACACACACACACACACACACACACACACACACACACACACACACACACACACACACACACACACACAGUAGUGGUCGGGAAACCGGGUUAAAUUUUUCAGAGUAAAAAUGAAAAUCUUGAGGUUAAUACAGACUCAGUAAACAUAUAAAUAAAAUUACACCAAAAAUUAUUUAAUAAUAUAUAUUUAUAUUUUAUAUUCAUAUUAGAAAUUAUGCUCCUAUAAUAGUAGAUAAUUUCACUGUAUAGAUGUUUUGGGAUAAUAACCAAAAAGUUCUGUGACCUCUGGUUAGAGGUUCGUGUAAUAAAGUUUACCCUCGUGUCCCCUGUAUAAAUAGAUCUCUACCUGGCAGCAAUAGUUGAACUUGACACCAAGGUAUGUCCUGGCACAGUAUAUACCUUCCUCGGGCUUUCUUGGACUCUACACACACACACACACACACAAACACACAGAAACAAGAGGCCACAAUUGGAAGUUGAAGACACAAAUGAGUCAGAGAGAUAGUAGGAAGUAUUUCUUCAGUCAUAGAGUUGUAAGGCAGUGGAAUAGCCUAGAAAAUGACGUAGUGGAGGCAGGAACCAUACACAGUUUUAAGACGAGGUUUGAUAAAGCUCAUGGAGCGGGGAGAGAGAGGGCCUAGUAGCAACCGGUGAAGAGGCGGGGCCAGGAGCUAGGACUCGACCCCUGCAACCACAAAUAGGUGAGUACAAAUAGGUGAGUACACACAGAGAAGGGACACAGAAACAAGGGGUCACAAUUGGAAGUUGAAGACUCAGAUGAAUCAAAGGGAUUUUAGGAAGUAUUUCUUCAGUCAUAGAGUUGUCAGGCCGUGGAAUAGCCUAGAAAGUGACGUAGUGGAGGCGGGAACCAUACAUAGUUGUAAGGCGAGGUAUGAUAAAGCUCAUGGGGCAGGGAGAGAGAGGACCUAGUAGCAAUCAGCGAAGAGGCGGGGCCAGGAGCUAUGAAUCGACCCCUGCAACCACAAAUAGGUGAGGACAGCAGCGAGUCAUGGUACGUGGCGAGGUGUCAGAGUGGCACCUGUGACCAGCAGGGUCCCACAGGGGUCAGUCCUAGGACCAGUGCUGUUUCUGGUAUUUGUGAACGACAUGACGGAAGGAAUAGACUCCGAACUGUCCCUGUUUGCAGAUGACGUGAAGUUGAUGAGAAGAAUUCAUUUGAUCGAAGAUCAGGCAGAACUACAAAGGGAUCUGGACAGGCUGCAGACCUGGCCCAGCAAUUGGCUCCUGGAGUUCAACCCCACCAAGUGCAAAGUCAUGAAGAUUGGGGAAGGGCAAAGAAGACCGCAGACAGGAUACAGUCUAGGGGGCCAGAGACUACAAACCUUACUCAAGGAAAAAGAUCUUAGGGUGAGUAUAACACCAGGCACAUCUCCUGAAGCGCACAUCAACCAAAUAACUGCUGCAGCAUAUGGGCGCCUAGCAAACCUCAGAACAGCAUUCCGACAUCUUAAUAAGGAAUCGUUCAGGACCCUGUACACCGUGUACGUUAGGCCCAUAUUGGAGUAUGCGGCACCAGUUUGGAACCCACACCUAGCCAAGCACGUGAAGAAACUAGAGAAAGUGCAAAUUUUUGCAACAAGACUAGUCCCAGAGCUAAGAAGCAUGUCCUACGAGGAGAGGUUAAGGGAAAUCAACCUGACGACACUGGAGGACAGGAGAGAUAGGGGGGACAUGAUAAUGACAUACAAAAUACUGAGAGGAAUUGACAAGGUGGACAAGGACAGGAUGUUCCAGAGAUUGGACACAGUAACAAGGGGACACAGUUGGAAGUUGAAGACACAGAUGAAUCACAGGGAUGUUAGGAAGUAUUUCUUCAGCCACAGAGUAGUCAGUAAGUGGAAUAGUUUGGGAAGCGAUGUAGUGGAGGCAGGAUCCAUACAUAGCUUUAAGCAGAGGUAUGAUAAAGCUCACGGCUCAGGGAAAGUGACCUAGUAGCGACCAGUGAAGAGGAGGGGCCAGGAGCUUGGACUCGACCCCCGCAACCUCAACUAGGUGAGUACACACACACAUGCAUAUAUGUAACAUAUAUAUAAAUAUAUAUAUAUAUAUAUAUAUAUAUAUAUAUAUAUAUAUAUAUAUAUAUAUAUAUAUAUAUAUAUAUAUAUAUAAUGCUUGCUAUAUAUAUUUUUCCUAUUAUCGAAUAAACUUGCAGAAUUACUUAUGGAAUUAAAUAAAUAUAACUCAAAGAGACGUAGUUAUCUGACUUCCCACAAAUUACAUUUGCAUAAUUUUAUUUCCCCAGUGAAAUUAUGUUAUACUGUAUAUACGUUAGGAAGUAUAUCUUCCGGUUUUAUUAAGCAUUAAAUAUCUGCUAGUUAAACCAA
Molecule: messenger RNA, 5595 nt
Organism: Cherax quadricarinatus
Lineage: Eukaryota; Metazoa; Arthropoda; Malacostraca; Decapoda; Parastacidae
Source: RefSeq, a predicted model, not a curated record